AUGCGCAUCUGCCGUCGAGGUCUUCUACGCUCAGCUAAAAAUUGGUUUCGAGCCCAUGCAAAGUUCAUUUUAUCAUACGGAUUCGUUCUAAUCAUUCGAUAUUGUGCCGGUUUUCGCCGCUACAUUCCUCCUCCUGCGCCUCCUGAUGAAACAGCAGUGAGUUCAGUUUGCCUGACAGAUUGGUGCAUUGCGAAAUUCAAUGCAACAGACUAUGUUAGCAUCGAGAACUGGCCAGUGUUUGCUCGGGAUCGAAACUGGUUGACAUCGGAAAAGCAGUUUCAGCGGAUCAUCGCCGAAAACGCUUACCUUUAUUUGAAUGGCCGUGAAAAUCAAACAGUAAUCGACAGGAAGUCAGACAUUGAUCCCGUCAACAAAUGCGAUAUCAGUUGUCUUCAUGGCCAUGGUGAUACCUCGGUGGCUGUAUUUGGAAACAGUUUCGCUGUUCGUGCGACAUCUGCAAUUCAAAAUGCUUUCGGAGAGACACUGCGCGAAAUACGCGUCUUUUAUGGAUAUGGUGAGGCCUAUUUGCAAGCCGCAUUUGUUAAUAAUGUGCUGGAAUCGCUGCGAGAGGUACAACCAGAUAUUACCUUCUUCAUUAUCAUGCCACUAGCUCUAAUGAGAAGAAAAUUCCACGAUCUGAAUACCGACGAAGGAUUUCGCAGAUUGCAAUAUAUCGUUAGCGCACUAUCAAGGAUAACCAAACGAAUAAUCCUGCAGUACCCAUUCCCAUCCGGAGAACCACCAUUUCCCUUCCAGUAUGUAUACAUUUAUUAA
Gongylonema pulchrum is the source of this 774-nucleotide messenger RNA. The record is from the annotation of a GenBank genome assembly. NCBI's taxonomy places the organism in Eukaryota, Metazoa, Nematoda, Chromadorea, Rhabditida, Gongylonematidae.